Molecule: messenger RNA, 626 nt
Organism: Manduca sexta (tobacco hornworm)
Lineage: Eukaryota; Metazoa; Arthropoda; Insecta; Lepidoptera; Sphingidae
Gene: CSP10
Product: allergen Tha p 1
Exons: 2
Coding region: 70-525 (151 amino acids)
Source: RefSeq, a predicted model, not a curated record
AUUAUAAUUAUGCAUAGAUGACGUCACAAUGCCUUAUAGUUUUCAAGUGAAUGCAGUAUAAAUGCUCCCAUGAAGUGGAGGAGCCGUCAAAUCCCAGCGAAGGGUCGAUCUGAGCUCACGGAAAACUGUAAGCGAAUCAACAUGAAGAUGCUACUGCUUGUUAUCAGUUGCUGCGUAGCCUUACCAUGGGCUUUGUCAGCUUCGACUUACACCGAUAAAUGGGACAACAUCAACGUAGAUGAAAUCCUUGAAUCUGAUCGCCUGAUGAAAGGCUAUGUGGAUUGCCUGCUCGACAAAGGUCGCUGCACGCCUGACGGCAAGGCAUUGAAGGAAACUCUUCCCGACGCCUUAGAACAUGACUGCAGCAAGUGUACCGAAAAACAGAAGGUCGGUUCGGAAAAGGUGAUCAGGAAUUUGGUGAACAAACGCCCCGCUUUGUGGAAGGAGUUGUCUGCCAAAUACGACCCUAACAACCUUUACCAAGAGAAAUACAAGGACAAGAUUGAUUCCAUCAAGGGUCAGUAAUUCGUCAAUAUUGUAAAGGGUGGGAGAUUUAAAUUCUGAACAAAGUGUGAGCUGUUAAUGACAAAGCUUUAAUUUGUGAAAUAAAAUUUUCAUUUGUGUAA